This is a messenger RNA of Bolinopsis microptera, 2310 nucleotides long. RefSeq lists its product as uncharacterized. The record is from RefSeq and is a predicted model, not a curated record. Bases 35 to 2095 code for a protein of 686 amino acids. The transcript has 4 exons. Lineage: Eukaryota; Metazoa; Ctenophora; Tentaculata; Lobata; Bolinopsidae.
AUUUAGAUACUGAUAGUAAGACUGUGGACGUGUAAUGGAGGAAAGCGAUGUGGUUAGAUGGGUGAACUCUAAAGUGAUAACACCUGUAACUGAUGGACUCUCAUCGACAGAGUUUCGUAAUGGAACUGUGCUGGUAGAAUUGGCAGUCCUGCUAUUACCACACAACGAAACAGCAGUCUCACCAACUGGCAUGACCGAUUCUAUCCGCAAUAUUAAAACGUUUCUGGCAUGUCUUGCCGAAGAUGAAACACAGAUUGAUGUUCAGCCUUUAGAUAUAUUCAGAGGUGACGAAGAAGCGAUAAAAACAGUCCUGGAAAAAUUGUGCGACAAAUAUGAUAAUAACAAUUCUGAUACGACAUCGUUUACGUCUUGUCCUGAUGAAGACAACGCCCUGCAGGGUAUAUCUGAAGACACUGCACUAGAUAAUGCGAACACUGACACCCUUCUUGAGGCCAUUGAUUUGAGACCUGGUAUUCAAGAAAUCGUGGCACUGGCCUCUGAUCAAGCGCUUGGCAUUCAAUAUAUUGUGGCCCCUGAUCUGAUGCCUGAUGUGGAUCUUGAUGCGAGACCAACGUUCAUCGACAAUAUCAUUAUCAAGGUAAAAGAAAGUGACCCUUUACAUGCUUUAUGUGUGGACAAAAAGCGGUUGACACAGGACAGCAGAGUUUUCAGGGAGAUGAUUGAGGAGCAGUUCCGGGAAGAAAUAGAUAUGACGGAUUUUGAACCAGACACAGUGAGAUUAUUUCUUACCUUACUCGAAGAUAGACAAGUUGAUGACAUCGAAAAGGUACACUUUAGGGAGCUCAAUAAAAUCUCUGAAGUCUUUGAAGUAGAAUGGUUAAGAGUGAAAUGCUACACAUGGCUUUCCGGCAGGAUGAACAGAGAUAUGUUGGAUGAAGAGAAACAUUUCGUGUUCGAGGAAUGCUGGUAUAUCCUCAGGAAAUGGCACUGGAAGCAUUGUGAUUUGAUGGAUGUUUUGAUUGGUAAAAUAGCAGCGGGUGACAAUUCAUCCUUUAUUUUGAAGUAUUUUCAAGAAUUUGACAACCUUGACACAGUUCAGCUAGAACUGAUGCUGAAACUUGGAUAUAGUAACAGUAAACUCUUUCUUCAAACAGUUCUAGAUAAUUUGAUCAGUAAAAAUGAGCUAGAAGAAAAUAUCAAGCAUCUACUCCAGAAAAUGAACCUGCCAUUUUGUCAUGAAGCAAACAAUAAACUGUAUACUGAUAUGUUGGAUGCUAUAGCCAAGCUACCAGAUAUAUCAGCAACUGAUUUGAAAUUUAUUUUAGUACUGACCACGGAAACGACAAGAUUAACACGCUCACGAAACGAUAGAAUGCUGAAAAACAAAGAAACCAGAGUGAUACUUGAUACAAAGAAACUGAAGAAUUUGCGAGAUAACUGUCAAACAUUGAAAGACGUAUUAGAUGCAGUGAGCAAUGAACAGGUGUCGUCUAUGUUGGUGGUAGUUGAAAUAUUACUCUGGGUUUUCUUGCAUGAUCCACCUAACGGUGACGAGAUGGAAGCGUCAUUCAUCAGUAAACUCUCUGACAUCAGUUGUAGUACAAGAAUUCAGAAAGUACCAAACCAGUAUCUAAAUAUGAUAAUAUCUGCUCUAGAUACCUCUCCGCUACAACAGAAAGAACAGCUCAUUCAGCUAUUGAAGAAGAUGAAGAGGAAUCAGAACCUGUCAACUAACAUACAUACUGUUUUAAUCACAAAGCAUGAAGAGAAGCGUGUUGACAAUAAAAAGAAGCAUUGCUUUGUCUUCAAGCAUCCUCAGGGUUGUGAUAGAUCUGACUCUGAGUGUGGAUUUAUAGUAAAGUUUCGUAGACCAGUUAGAUAUUAUUGGAUAGGAGAACUAAGUAUUGACGAUAAGGACUAUCAGGACUCAGGAAUACACUAUCACGGCUUUUCGUCAGCUCAGGACAUAUGCACGUACCGCCUUUUUGAUGGUAUUGGACCAGAUAAAGGAACACCUGUACCUUCAAUAGGUCACUGGAAGUGGUUUGAGAAGUGGUUACCAGAGUCUGACUUGAAAGAAAAACAGAAAUGUUUAGCAAUAGAUAUCAGUGAUUAUCUUAUUGCGAAAUGUUAAUGAUAUGGAGAACAGUAUACGGACGUGCAUUCUGGUCUUACAAUUGUUCUGCCAAACAUUAACUUUAUUAAUAACUCUUAAGAUUAUUCUAAUAAGAUCAUUAAACUGAUCUAAGUAUAUUUUAUAAAUAUCCAUAACAAGCUCGAGAAGAGCGGGUUGCUAUUAUAAUAAUUUUUAUUUCAAACCUUUAAUAUUAUAUGAUUUUUUUAAAGUUU